ACUAAUGUCACUUAUGGGCGAACCCCGUAGCUCCUCUUACAUCCUCCUCCACCUCGCCAUUGUCGUCGCCGCCGCCCUCGUACGGGGCGGAGGUGCCGCUACCAAUGCAGCGUUCGCCUGCGGGGCGGGGAGCCCUGCGGCGGGGCUGCCGUUCUGCCAGCGGGGUCAGCCGAUCCGGGCCAGGGCGCGGGACCUGGUCGGCCGGUUGACGGUGGCGGAGAAGGUGGCGCUGCUGGUGAACACCGCGGCGGGGGUGCCGCGGCUGGGCAUCCCCGGGUACCAGUGGUGGUCGGAGGCGCUGCACGGGGUGUCCAACUCCGGGCCCGGCGUCCGCUUCGGCGGCGCCUUCCCUGGCGCCACCAGCUUCCCCCAGGUCAUCUCCUCCGCCGCCUCCUUCAAUGCCACUCUCUGGGAGCUCAUGGGUCAGGUUGUGUCGGACGAGGCUCGGGCCAUGUACAACGGAGGCCAAGCCGGGCUGACGUUUUGGAGCCCCAACGUGAACAUAUACAGGGACCCACGGUGGGGCCGCGGCCAGGAGACCCCCGGCGAAGACCCCGCCGUGUCCGCCCGCUACGCUGCCGCCUACGUCCGCGGCCUCCAACAAGCAAACGGCGGCACCAGCCAUGCCCGCCUCAAGGUCGCUGCCUGCUGCAAGCACUACACCGCCUACGACCUCGACAACUGGAAGGGGGUCGACCGCUUCCACUUCAAUGCCAAGGUGAGCAAGCAAGACUUGGAGGACACGUACGAUGUUCCCUUCAAGGCUUGUGUGGUGGAAGGGAAGGUGGCGAGUGUGAUGUGCUCCUACAACCAAGUCAAUGGAGUCCCCAGUUGUGCAGAUUCGAACCUUCUUCGCCACACGGUUCGUGGCCAAUGGAGGCUCAAUGGGUACAUCGUCUCCGACUGUGACUCCGUUGGUGUCUUCUAUAGCGCACAGCAUUACACCUCCACCCCUGAGGAUGCAGUUGCAUAUGCACUCAAAGCAGGAUUGGAUCUGGAUUGUGGGCAAUUCUUGGCACAGCAUACUGAGAGUGCCUUGAAGCAAGGCAAGGUAAGUGAAGCCGACGUCGACGCCGCGUUGACCCACACGGUCGCCGUGCAGAUGCGGCUGGGGAUGUUCGACGGCGAGCCGUCGCAGCAGCCGUUCGGCAACCUCGGUCCACAACACGUGUGCACCCAGGCCCAUCGGAACCUCGCCCUCGAGGCAGCCCGGCAAGCCAUGGUGUUGCUCAAGAACGAUGCCGGCACCUUGCCGCUGUCGCCGUCUCGCCUUCGAACCGUUGCCGUCGUCGGUCCCAACUCGGAUGCCACGGUCACCAUGAUCGGAAACUAUGCCGGUGUUCCUUGUGCCUACACGAGCCCUCUUAAAGGGAUCGGUGGGUACGUGGACACCGUACACCAGGUCGGCUGCAAUAACGUGGCUUGCAGCGGAGAGCAGCCCAUCGGAGCAGCAGUGGAAGCCGCCCGCCGGGCGGACGCCGCAAUUGUGGUGGUGGGUCUGGAUCAAUCCAUCGAGUCCGAGGGGCGGGACAGGGUGGGGCUCCUCCUCCCUGGCUGGCAACAGGAGCUGGUGUCGGAGGUGGCGAAAGCCUGCCGGGGCCCGACGGUGCUGGUGCUCAUGUGCGGCGGGCCGGUCGACGUGUCGUUCGCCAAGGACGACCCAAACAUCGCAGCCAUUCUAUGGGCGGGGUACCCUGGCCAAGCCGGCGGAACGGCCAUCGCCGAAGUGAUUUUUGGCGCACACAAUCCAGGUGGUAAAUUGCCGGUGACGUGGUACCCCCAGGAGUACGUGGAGAAAGUGACGAUGACCAACAUGGCCAUGCGAGCCGACCCGUCGACAGGCUACCCGGGCAGGACGUAUCGUUUCUACGAUGGACCGGUCGUGUACUCCUUCGGCCACGGCCUGAGCUACACCAAAUUCACCCACGCCCUGGCCGACACCCCGGCCCAAGUCUCGGUCCCGCUUGAUGGGCUACGAGCGGAACCAUUAUUCAACGCGAGCGAGCCGGGCCGAACGGUCCCGGUCACCCACGCACGGUGCGACGGCCUCUCCGUCCCCGUUCACGUAGACGUGACGAACGCUGGCGAUCGCGACGGGUCCCACACGGUGCUCGUGUACUGGAGGCCGCCGGCAGCGGACGGUGCCCCCAGUAAGCAACUGGUGGCCUUCGAGAAGGUACACCUCGCCGCCGGGGAGCAGGUGAGGGUCCUCCUGGGCGUGGACGUGUGCAGGGAUCUCACCGUGGCUGACGGUGACGGCAUCCGGCGGAUUCCACUGGGCGAGCACAGCCUUCAUGUAGGCGAUCUGACGCACACCAUCUCGUUGCAGGCCGAAUCUCUGCGUCGAUAGGAGCUGCAAUAAAAAAGUAAGAAUAAGACGUAGGAUUGCUUCGUCAACAAAGCUCGUAUAGACAGUAGUAGCGCCCUUUGAAUUUGUGGGAUCUCUGUACUGAUCAAUGCUCUCAAAGAUGGAGGGCAAAGAUCAGAAGACGGAUGUUCUGAUUAUUCAUGCGGAUUGAAGAAUAAGAGUUCGCACAAGAUAACGUGCUAGUGGUGUUCGACGAAAGGUUUCUUGUUGUAAGUCGAUUAAUCUCAAUAAAUAUAUGUUUACCAGAAGAGUUCGGACCGAAAAA
Messenger RNA from Musa acuminata AAA Group (dessert banana), 2633 nucleotides. RefSeq names its product probable beta-D-xylosidase 2. The coding region runs from base 5 to 2350 and encodes 781 amino acids. The record is from RefSeq and is a predicted model, not a curated record. Gene Ontology annotation, cellular component: plant-type cell wall. Lineage: Eukaryota; Viridiplantae; Streptophyta; Magnoliopsida; Zingiberales; Musaceae. Gene Ontology annotation, biological process: xylan catabolic process; arabinan catabolic process. The transcript has 6 exons. Gene Ontology annotation, molecular function: xylan 1,4-beta-xylosidase activity; alpha-L-arabinofuranosidase activity.